Molecule: messenger RNA, 453 nt
Organism: Striga hermonthica
Lineage: Eukaryota; Viridiplantae; Streptophyta; Magnoliopsida; Lamiales; Orobanchaceae
Source: the annotation of a GenBank genome assembly
AUGGUAGGCGAUUUCAAUGAUGUCUGUAGUAGUAGCGAGAAGUUCGGUGGUGCGUUUGUGUCUUUAAAGCGGUGCUCGAGGUUUAACAAUUGGUUAGUGCAUCUAACUUGGCUGAAUGUGCUCAAGAGCCGGUCCAUGCAGGACUUCAUGUUCUAUGAAUGGUUUGGAGCUCGAAAUUUCAGGGUUUAUCUGCGCCUUUCAUCGAAUACCUUUCCUCCGCCGUCAUUUCCUCUCUUUGCUCCGAUCAACUGCAGUAUGGAUUCACAGAUCAAGCAUGCCAUAGUUGUGAAGGUUAUCGGGCGAACCGGGUCCCGUGGCCAGGUCACGCAGGUCAGGGUCAAAUUCAUUGACGAUCAAAACCGUUUCAUUAUGAGGAACGUGAAGGGGCCCGUGAGAGAAGGUGAUUAUCUUACAUUGAUGGAGUCCGAAAGAGAGGCCAGGAGGUUACGUUGA